Bradysia coprophila is the source of this 2043-nucleotide messenger RNA. Its product is annotated as lysophospholipase D GDPD1-like. Gene Ontology annotation, cellular component: endoplasmic reticulum membrane. Lineage: Eukaryota; Metazoa; Arthropoda; Insecta; Diptera; Sciaridae. The record is from RefSeq and is a predicted model, not a curated record. Gene Ontology annotation, molecular function: phosphoric diester hydrolase activity; phosphatidylcholine lysophospholipase A1 activity. Gene Ontology annotation, biological process: glycerophospholipid catabolic process.
UGAGAAUUCUGUCAAGUUAAUGCAAAAAUCAUUUUGGUUGCGUAAGUUAAGACAUUAAGUGAAUUCACUUCUUCUGGAAAAACUAAAAUGAAUUUAAUGAAUGAAGAAUUUGUAUCAACAAUGCAAUGACAGUGCACGGAUAAUUCAGUUCAAUUGAAAUAAAAUGUUAUUUUCGAAACGUAUUCAUUACGUCCAUCUUCAGUCUACCAUAACAACAAUAAAAUGCAAAACAAAGGUGUUUAUAAAUACAUUCAAAAAAUAUCAAUCAAAUAGCAAAUCAGUGGCAGUGUGUUAUGCUGAAUGGAGCCUAUUGCAUACUUGUAAAUAAAUUAUAGUAAAACAUUUUUAGUUAGAUAAUACUGUUCAGCUGAUUCAGCAUGAAUUUUGAUUAUUGUACAUUAUGAUUAACGUUGGUAUUCUAACAGCCGUUGGCGCUUUCUUAGGCUACACUGUAGCUUCGGCCUUUUUUUGGAAUUUUCCUCAUUGGCUGCAUAAAAAGAAAAAUAUUUCUUUCACCUGUGCUCAUAUUAGUCACCGCGGAGGGUCGGCUGAAGGCUAUGAAAAUACUAUCAAAAAUUUCCGGAAUGCUGUGGAAAAGGGUACAAACAUGCUUGAAUUGGAUGUUCGGUUAACAAAAGACGGGCAGGUGGUCGUUUUUCACGAUUCAUCUCUCUUGCGAGUGGCAGGAACGGAUUCGAACAUUGCAAAUGUUGACUAUGACUCACUUCCCAGUUUGAGUAUGACAGUUCCGAUUGAUACGGUUCCUGGCGAAAGUUUUACCGACCAGACUUGGUCGGACGAAGAAAGACGUAUACCCUUGCUUCGCGAAGUGUUUGAGGAGUUUGCUGACGUACCCAUCAAUAUUGACCUAAAAGAAAAUGAUUCUAGAUUGAUAAAAGAAGUCUCGGAACUUAUCAACGAAUUUCAAAGGGCAAAUUUGACUGUGUGGGGGAGCUUUAACAAUGAAGUGUGCAAGGAGUGUUAUCGUAUUAAUCCCGACGUUCGUUUAUUCUUUUCUGCUAAAAGGGUUGUCGUUUUACUGUUAUGUGCGUUUACCGGCUUACUACCUUUCAUGCCCAUAAAAGAGACGCACUACGAAAUAUUUCUACCGAUGUCUAUAAAAAAACGAAGAUUGAAACAGGUUCCUGAAUUACCAUUUUCGGAAAAAUGCCUAUUUUGGGCCUGUGAAACAUUUCUCGUGUGGAAGCCACUUAUAAACCAUCUGAAGAACCGCGGAAUUCAUGUAUACUUUUGGGUGUGCAACGAUGACGACGAAUUCGCGGAAUGUAAUAAAUUGGGAGCAAACGGAUGUAUGACGGACCGGCCAACGCUUCUUCGAGAAUUUUUGAAUACAAAAUCCACUGAAUAGAUUGGCAGCACAUUCAGGUGAUACGCUCAAUAUUAAAUAGGUCGUAAAUUUACAAACAACAAGGAAAUUGUUUUGUCGUUAACUCUAUGAUUAUAGAAAAAGAAAAUUAGAUUAAAAUUCAGUGGUUGUUAGAAUUUGUCUCCGAGACGAAAUCGCUGUAUUUGCAUAUUGCAAUCGGUUUCACGUGUCCUUUUACAGACGCGACGAUAAAGUAGACGACAAAUGCGUUAGCAAAUUAUGUUUACUUCCCGGCGUGUCGGUCGAAAUUUACCGGUGACCAAAAACGUAAAAAGAACUUCCCAUUACAUACAUUUCCCGCUGGUUUGCUCAGCUAUCGGUUCAAUUUAACGGUAACGGAAAUGUUUCUCCAACUCCCUAUACCCUGGAUAGACAUAAUUUGCACACGCGACGAUGGUGAUUUGGUUUUUGAAAGAAAAAUGAAUCGCUAAACUAGAAGACUCAUAUCAAUCUGCUCAAUAUAUUCGUUGAUCGAUAAUUGUACGGGGUGAUAUACUACGCGUCUGUGAAAGGUUAAUUUAAAUAUUAUGUUGAACCGCUUGAACGCAUUUAAGUGCAAAGAAUGUUAAUGUUUGAUUGUUUGACGUUGUUAAUUUUAAUUUAUUUAUUUGUAUCUGUGGUUAGUCGUACUAAAAGCAAAUAAAAUCUAUUCAAAU